Ostertagia ostertagi is the source of this 531-nucleotide messenger RNA. Lineage: Eukaryota; Metazoa; Nematoda; Chromadorea; Rhabditida; Trichostrongylidae. The record is from the annotation of a GenBank genome assembly.
AUGAAUAAUCAGGAAUUCAUGUUUCGUCCGAUGGUACAACGAGGCGAAUGGUACAUUGGAAACUUGAUGUGCGACAUUUAUAUGGCAUCUGAUGUGGCUUGCAGUACCGCAUCCAUACUUUUACUUGCGAUUAUUAGUUUUGAUAGGUUCGUUCGACUUCGAAGACACUACGCAUUGGCCACUACGAUCUUCAUUGUCAGUUAUCACCAUUCCAGGUAUCGAGCAGUAAGCCGUCCAAUUCAGUACUCUCGCCAAUCGCAGAACGUGCGACGAGUUUUCGCGAUGAUCGGCGCCACCUGGGUAAUUUCGCUGCUCGUCGCCCAGUCCCAUGGGGUGAACGUGCGACCACCGGAUGCGAAUCCUCACGAGUGCCGCUUUUACAACGCUGAGUUCUCCAUUGGCUCAUCGAUCAUUUCAUUUGUGAUUCCAUGUAUUCUGGUGCUGUUCGUCUAUAUUCGGAUUCUUAUCGCUCUGAAGAAACGCGAGAAGGCCGCAAAAUUGCGUCGGCUAAAGCAUCUACAGGCGGGCGCC